AUGCCUCAAUACGUACAUCCAAAUUUAGAUGAUUGUGAAUUCCUUGCACCUCGUCAGGUGAAUGUUGAUCCUACAACUAGCAAAGUAACAAAAACACUUGUAUGGAAGCCAGAGGAGAUCACCUUAUUACUCGAAUAUUUGUCCGUGAAUUUUUACCAGUGGCAAUAUAAUAAAAGAGACCUUUACAAGUGGCUGAGUAAAGUUGUAUUUCAGGAUAAGUACAGUCAUUUAAAAAUUUAUAGCCAAUGGACAAGGUUACACCAAAAAUAUGAUAAAGAACGACGGAAAACAGAAAAUAAUUGGAUUUAUUUUAAGAAACCAGAAAGAAUUUGGACAAUUGAGCAAGAGAUUUUAUUAAUGGAACUUAUGAAACAACAUAUAGAUGAGUAUAUAAAAGGGCAAUACGAAUGUUUAAAACGAAUUCGGGAAAAUCAUUUUCCACAAUUUUCUGUGAGGAAUGUAACAUGUAAAGCGUAUAAUUUAAGUAAUUUGUAUAAAUUAGGUAAAAAGAGUCGAAAGAAUAAAGAUGAGAAAAAAGAGCAAGAACUUUGGGCGAAAGCAGAUGAAUUUUAUCCGUUAGUUGAUAAAAUAAAACAAAGUAGAAAAAAUUGGACAAUUGAAGAUGAUAUUUUAUUGAUGAAUGUGCUGAAAGAUCAUGUAGAUGAAUAUGUAGAAAAUCGGAAAGAAUGUCUAAAACGAAUUAAUGAAAAUUAUUUUCCAACAAAGUCUGUUAAAAAAAUAACGGAUCAAUUAGAAAGUCUCUCACCGAGAAGUCAUAAGAAUAAAAAGGCUCGAUUAAAUAUGAAAGAUGUAACCGAAAAAGAUCGUGAAUUGUGGUCAAUAACCGAUGAAGUUUUUCAGUUAAUUCCAAAGAAAAGGAAAGAACUUGCUAAUAAAGUUAAUAAAGUUCCACCAAAGCCAAGAAAGAAAAUUUCCAAAACUCUCUUGUUGCCUAAAACAUUGAAAGAAAGAUAUAGAAUUUCUUUUGAUCAUCAAAAUUUAUUUAAUCAAGGACAAGAAACGGCAAAUGUUGAAUGGCCUGAAAGUUCAGAUUCAGAUUCAAAAUCACCAAAAUACGUUAAUAAAGCAGAACAAUUACUUUUCAAGCCGAAAUGA
Molecule: messenger RNA, 1116 nt
Organism: Funneliformis caledonium
Lineage: Eukaryota; Fungi; Glomeromycota; Glomeromycetes; Glomerales; Glomeraceae
Source: the annotation of a GenBank genome assembly